UCAUUCACCAGGUGGUUACCACAAGAGAUAGAGAAGCAGCAGCAGCAGACAGCAACAUGCCUCCAGAAGAAAGCCAAAAAGCUACACCUGCAAAAAGGGCCAUCAAAAAGAUCCGAACUGCCAGCCUAGUAAUCAGCUUGGCACGAGGCUGGCAACAGUGGGCAAGUGACCACAACACAAAGCAAGCCCAAGAGCCCCCAGGAUGGAUGCCCAAUGCAGAAGAACCACCAGCCGAGCCACCAAAAGAAAGGCUAUUAUCAAGAUGGCCAGUUUCUACUAAGAGCAACCAAGAAAAGAGUGAGGAAAAAUCCUCAGGGAAGGAGGCAGUGGCUAAAAGGGAUGUAGAAAAAGAUUCAAGUGAAUCUGAUGAAGCUCUCAGAAAGCUUAACAUUAAAAGCAAAGAGGUGACCAAAACCGUUGUAAGUAAAGUCUAUGAAAGAGGAAAUGACAUUAGCCUCCUCAGUGAUAGAUACGAGAAGGAUAAUGGGAACCCAGAGAUCUGCGGGUGCAAGGAGGAGUCAAGUAAUUUUGACAAAAUCCUUGGUGACAAAAUGUCUCCUACAAGGCGGAGGAAGUGCUCAAAUCUGGUGACAGAGCUAACCAAGGGUUGGAAACAGAUGGAACAAGAGGAUAAAGUCCCAGAGUUGGAGCUACAUAAAUGUCGCAGUGACAGCCUGGAUACGGAGGACAGUGGUUAUGGGGGCGAGGUAGAAGGCAGACUCCAGCAAGUAGAAUCUGACUACAUUAUGAGGAUUAAACGACCCAUGCCAUCACUUGCAAGCAGGUUUACAGAAGAACUAAGCAGCAAGGCCCACAGGAAAUACAGUCCCGUUAAUGCUCUGAAGGGCAGAUGGCAGCAAUGGGCAGACCAGCAUGUGAUAACGCAGAAGCUGAAUCCUUUCAGUGAGGAAUUUGACUACCAACUGGCCCAGUCGACACGCCUGCACAAAGGAGAUAAGGGCUAUGGUCGUCCUAAAGAGGGGACUAAAACUGCUGAAAGGGCCAGGAGAGCAGAGAGUCACAUUCACCGGGAGAUAAGAGAUAUGUGCUUUAUCAUUGCAACAAUGGCUCGGGUGAGGCGUGAUGGCAAGAUCCAAGUCACCUUUGGCGAACUCUUUGACAGAUAUGUCCAUAUUUCAGACAAGGUUGUUGGGAUUCUCAUGAGAGCUAGGAAACAUGGGCUGGUGGACUUUGAGGGAGAAAUGCUAUGGCAAGGCAGGGAUGAUCAUGUCAUAAUCACUUUAUUGAAAUAAAUGUACAACCACUCAUUAUGGAAACUUAAAAUACAUCAAAUUUUUCCAUUGCUGCCAGUUACUGCACCAUUAAAUAGUCAACAUUUUGAAUACAGGAAUUUACCAUGCAGUCGGAAAGAUACUUAACAUUAAUUCUAGGGAGUCAGAUGCUUCAUAAUUACUCCUGCGAUACCAAUCAUCCUUUUUCUACCCCCUUUGUAUUGUGCCAU
This is a messenger RNA of Gopherus flavomarginatus (Mexican gopher tortoise), 1462 nucleotides long. It is a transcript of the gene ABRA, whose product is annotated as actin binding Rho activating protein. The record is from RefSeq and is a predicted model, not a curated record. NCBI's taxonomy places the organism in Eukaryota, Metazoa, Chordata, Testudines, Testudinidae. Gene Ontology annotation, molecular function: actin binding. Gene Ontology annotation, cellular component: sarcomere. The transcript has 2 exons. Gene Ontology annotation, biological process: positive regulation of transcription by RNA polymerase II; positive regulation of Rho protein signal transduction. The coding region runs from base 57 to 1253 and encodes 398 amino acids.